AUGACACUUGCAAAACAUUGGGUCUACAACAAAGACGAAGACAUUGUAUUGACACAGCUCAAGGGCUUGGUUGCCGCGAAUCCAUACGUCCAUCUAAUUGCCGAUGAGAAAGUUGUGUUCAACCCUCACUCGGACACAUCCAAAAAGAUCACCGUUAUUAGUGGAGGUGGUGCCGGCCAUGAGCCCUUGCAUGGUGGAUAUGUGGGAGAAAACUUGUUGGAUGCCGCAGUAAGCGGUCAAAUCUUUGCCUCCCCUUCUACGAAACAGAUUAUGGCUGCCAUCAAGAAGAAGUCGGACAAAUCGAAGGGGACCAUUAUAGUUGUCAAGAACUAUACUGGUGACGUGCUACACUUUGGAUUGGUGGCGGAGAGAGCAAAGAGCGAGGGAUACAAAGUCGAGUUGGUGGCAGUCAGUGACGACGUUGCUGUUGGAAGAGAACAGAACAAGAUGGUGGGAAGAAGAGGAUUGGCGGGAACCGCCCUUGUGCACAAAGUGUUGGGUGCUGCUUCGGCGGAAGAAAAAGCUGAAUUGAAAGCUGUGGCUGGUUUGGGACAUGCAGUCAAUGAAAACUUGGUGACGUUAGCCGCAAGUUUGGACCGUACUUCUGUACCCGGUAAAGCCGAGCAAGAGAUUGAAUUUAAUGCAAACGAUGAAGUGGAGUUGGGGUUGGGAAUCCAUAAUGAACCAGGCACCAAGAUUAAGCCAAUUCCCAAAUUGGACGACCUAAUCAAGGACAUGCUUCGUAAAUUGCUUUCUGCCGAGGACAAAGACCGUCACUACGUUGACUUUGAUGGAGAUGAUGAGUACGUGCUUCUUGUGAAUAAUAUUGGAGGUACUUCUUCAUUCGAAUUGUACGCUAUCACUGAACACGUUUUGCAAAACUUGCCAUUAAAGAAGAAACCCACAAGAGUCUUGGUUAGUGAUUUCGUUACCUCGUUUAACUCACCGGGCUUUUCUAUAACCUUACUCAAUUUGAGCAACAUUGACAAGAGAAAAGUUGGGUAUUCAUCGAAGGAUAUUUUACGGUUCUUGGACACUCCCACUAAUGCCCCGGGUUGGAAACCCAAAUCGUAUGCAUCCAAGGAUUGGGAUAUUCAACUGGAUAGACAAGAGGAUUCGCCAAUGAAGCACCAGGCCUUGUUGACUUCCGAUUUGAAAAUUGAUGCAAAGUCCUUUGAAGAGCAUUUGAAAAGUGGGUUGGAGAAUUUACUAAAAGAAGAGCCCAAAAUCACUCAUUAUGACACCUUAGUUGGUGAUGGUGAUUGUGGUGAAACUUUGGCAGCCGGGGCUAAUUCAAUAUUAAAGGCAUUGAAAGAUGACUCUCAGUUCAAAAAGCACUUGUCUGACCCUGUCGCCACCCUUUCACAAAUCACAGAGUUUGUUGAGGAUAGCAUGGGUGGAACCUCUGGUGGAAUCUACUCCAUCUUUUUAACCGCUUUGGUGCAGCAUUUGAAAGUAGCAGAAAAGGUUGAUCAUGAGACGGUUGCAAACGCAUUUCACAACGCAUUACAUGAAGGAUUGUUCAAGUACACCAAGGCUAGAAUUGGGGGUAGAACCUUGGUGGACACUUUACAACCUUUUGUUGAUACCUUCCAGGACACAAAGGAUUUGUCGAAGGCGGUUGAAGCUGCUCGCAAAGGUUGCGAAGAAACAAAAAAUUUGGAAGCGUCGUUUGGUAGAGCAAGUUAUGUUGAUAAAAAGGAACUUGAGGCUGAAGGAGGAAUUCCGGAUCCUGGUGCCGUAGGCUUACUUGCUCUAAUUCAGGGAUUUACGAAAUAG
Lodderomyces theae is the source of this 1779-nucleotide messenger RNA. It is a transcript of the gene DAK2, whose product is annotated as dihydroxyacetone kinase. Bases 1 to 1779 code for a protein of 592 amino acids. Gene Ontology annotation, molecular function: ATP binding; glycerone kinase activity. The record is from RefSeq and is a predicted model, not a curated record. Lineage: Eukaryota; Fungi; Ascomycota; Pichiomycetes; Serinales; Debaryomycetaceae. Gene Ontology annotation, cellular component: cytosol. Gene Ontology annotation, biological process: glycerol catabolic process. The transcript has a single exon.